Lethenteron reissneri (Far Eastern brook lamprey) is the source of this 6902-nucleotide messenger RNA. It is a transcript of the gene TUBGCP6, whose product is annotated as tubulin gamma complex component 6. Gene Ontology annotation, molecular function: microtubule minus-end binding; gamma-tubulin binding. Gene Ontology annotation, biological process: mitotic cell cycle; microtubule nucleation; spindle assembly. The record is from RefSeq and is a predicted model, not a curated record. Lineage: Eukaryota; Metazoa; Chordata; Hyperoartia; Petromyzontiformes; Petromyzontidae. Gene Ontology annotation, cellular component: spindle pole; gamma-tubulin complex; microtubule organizing center.
AUAUUUCCCAAACUUAAAUUUCCAUUUUUUUACUAACAUUUAAAAAUCGCGUGAAAGCAGCACUUCGUUGAAUAGUAACUUUUCACAAAUGUUACGCGCUCAAAUUUUUUUUUUUUUAAUUCCGUACAUAGCAACAAACUCUCACUCGCCCAUUCCAGUGUGGUGGUGAUGGUGAGAUGCAGAAACUCAGAGCGCGCAAAUACCCGGCGGGUAUCUCGAUCUGACGACCUCUUCGUCCUGUGUCUGCACAUACACAGAGAAACAAACAUAGAACACGUCUUUACAGACCAAUAGUAUCCUGAAGCGUGUGUUCAAGUGUUCAAGCAAGCGCCCUGAGGCCUUUGCUGUGGCAGAAGUCGCCGCGGUAACGCGAAGCUGCUCCAGCCUCAAGGCAGAUAGAUCCCUGCAGGGCGAUGCCGGCAUCUUACUGACGCAAAGACACUCGGAAUUCUGAGUGAUAACGCCGCUUCCACGUUCGCGAGACGAUGAUCAAUGAACGAGGUUCGUCUCCGCACCGAAGCCGGCUUUGACCCUCGCUCGACGGGGCGGGAGGAGGAGGAGGCAGGAGCGGGUCACCCUCAGCCCCGAAGCGCACCGGGGUCUGUGUGUGUGUGGGGGGCUGUUAAAGAGCUACGAUUGUUGUAAUCGUAGCGACAGUACCGUGCACAGUCUAUACUCUAUAUCAUCGUGGUCGUUGUUGUUAAUUUAGCUGAGGCGGUGUGCGGGGUGAGGGCGCCCGCGGCUCUGGCGGCGUUUGCGGCCUAGCGCAGGCUGCGGGCAAUCCCGGUUCGUCUUCCACUUCUCGCUCCGAGCCCUUCGAAGUAAAACAACGAAGACGACGACGUUUUGAGUCGUUCAGCAGCGAUGUUUAAUGUGCACAGACGCGUGGAGGAGGCAGGGAGUCGACAUCUCGGCGUGUUCUCUGUCGAACGCGUGGGAGGUUUACAUUGACAGCGACCGCCACGCAAACUCCUCGUACAUUGGGCUUGUUUAAGAGACAGUUGGAACACAAUGGAGUGCCCGUACAGAAGAUCUGCACGCGGGUCCUCGCGCGACACGAUGAGCGUCCCGCAACUUUUCGAAGACCUGUGCACGGCGCACAUGGUGGCAAACUUCAGGAGGCCCCUCACCGAAAGAACGAUGCCCAACUGGGAAGCCAUGAAGUCGAAGUUGAAAAAGUCGGCGUACACCGCUUUGUUCAGGAACGUCUUGAGCGGCGAAGGAGGACCGCGCCAGGAGACGGUGGCAUUAGAGGAGCGCUCGCCAACCGUGAAGACCAGGUUGCUCAUGGUGUCCUUUGACAUGCGGGUGAGAGGAAGAGGCGGCGAAGCCGACCGCCUCGAAGAACUCGGGCAGCAGCUGGAAGACCUGGCGGACGAUGGCGUCAGCGCGACCGUGGUGUUUCUCCUGGAGCUCGUCGACUCGGGAGGCGCACUCCGCAGCUGCGGAAUCGUUCCAAAGCGUUACGGAGAUGACGCUGUGCCCAGCAGAGUGUGCAGGUUCAAGGGGUAUCAGUGCUGUGACCUCAACUACUUUGAAGCUGAUUGCUUUGCGCAAAACACGUUGAGAGAUCCUCUGUUCGAAGAUGAAAUCGAGAGGAACAUGCAGCUUUUCACAUCCACUCCUGGAAGUGGUCUCGCAGGAACAGGGUUGUUUAAACAGAACACGUUAGUCUGUAAUGAGUACGAGAAGCAGACACAUCUGUCCUUGUUUGGGGCACUGGUUCAUACUAAAACAAUGGACAUGGACAUCAAGCUUGAUCUGCCAUCCAUCCCUAACAAUGUGGAUAUCACUGGCUUGUCCAUCAAGGUUCCAAGUGCGUAUGACCUCUCUGAUGACGAGGGCUUCCAGUCGGCCUCCAACCUCACUCCGGACUCGCAGGUGGAGAGCCACCUGCCAAACCUGUGGGAAGCUGCUCUCACCCACACGGCAUGCAAAAACAGAACCUGGGAGUGGAUUGGCUGCGGUCCACGGAAGAGCGAGAAGCCGUUUGUGACGGAGGCCGGGAGCACGGUGUUUGACCGCGUGUGCAGCGUGCGCCGUGCGGAGGCGCACCUCCUGCGGGGCACGACGCCGACUCCGAUGUCCCUCGUGCCAUCCGCUCGCCUCAUCCAGGAUUCCCUCAACGUGCUGCUGGGUGUCGUCUCCAGGACCUUUUCUUUUCACCACGGCCGGCAGGCGUUUGUGGUGCGUGACGGGGUGGCGAUGUCGGGACUGUCCACGGAGAGCCUGCACGCGCUGCUGGGCACGCUGGCCGAGUGCGGGACACUCUACUGGAGGCUCUGCAGCUUCACGGGGCUGUCCUGCCGGGAAGCCGGCCAGCACCGCGGCUUCAUCUUCCAGGCAUUUGUGAGCGGCAUCAGGAGGUACCUGCAGUACUACAAGGCGUGUGUGCUGUCGGCGCCACCCUCGCACAGCCUGCUGUCUCUGUCACACGCCUUCCGACAGCUGACGCAGCAGCUUCGGUACAUGAAUGAGCUGUGCAGAAUUCACACAGACGAUUCAAGAAAUGGCACCCUUUUCGACAACUGCCCAAAUGGGGUGCAGCUGUUGUCAUACCUCUACAAGGAGGCCCUCUGUUGCUCUGAUCAAGGAAAUUACUACGUUAUUCUGUCACUACUGAGGAGCUCUUGUGAACCAUACACCAGGUUUAUCCAAGAGUGGGUUUACAGCGGCCUCUGCAGAGAUGUUUACGGAGAAUUCAUGAUCCGUGUGAAUGAAGACUACCUCCUGUCUCGAGACAAGCACUACUGGGGCCAGGGGUACGUGCUGGCCCCUGUGCAAGCAGACGAGAGGGUUCCCUUCUUCCUGGGCAGCCUGGCUGAUGACAUUUACGUGUGCGGAAAAACCAUCAACCUCCUUCGCCUCUGCCAGCCGCAGAACUACGUGUGCUGCGCUGACGUCGCUGUGCCGCAAAUAUCGGUGACGUUCUCCCUGGCGGAGUUGGUGGAGAUCGAGCGGAGUUGCGCCGACUACACGAGGAGCAUGGAGCGCAUUGCAUGGGAGAGGCGAGUUGCCCGCGCGCAGCAGGAGGAGCGAGCCGCAGUUGCACGGGAAGAACUGGCGGUGCAGGUCUACCGGACAAUGGACAAUGCCCUGGGGAUUGCCAAGGGACACCAGAUGGCGCAAGCGAAGGCAUUCCGAGACGCCAAGAAACGGGUUUUUCAGGAGCUGCAGGACCAGUACAACAGGAGCGUGCAGAAGCAGCAGACAGACAAGGACAACAAGGUCACGGAAGAUGCUGAAUUGAGGAAAAAAAUGCUUGCUCAGCAUGAACUGCUCAGUGCUGAAGAGGGGAUGUUGAAGAAUCAGGCCAGAGAGGAGUUGGUGGCACUCUACGGAAAGCUGUACGCGGAGGCGAGGAAGCGCGAGCACAGGGCGCAGUGGAGAGGGCGCAGGCUCGAGCUGCACGACACCCGCACGGCCUUCCUGGAGCGCCAGCGUGCCGCACUGCAGGAUGAACUGAAAUUGGAAAAUCGAACGGAAAGAAGUUCAGCACCGGUUGUGUCUGGGGGAGUGGAACGCAGAGAAGUUGAUUCUGGAGGUGCAGUGGUUAGAGAUGCAGUCGCUGGAGAAAGAGUCGUUGAGAGUUUGGAGAGUCGAGACUUUGCGACGGAAGAUGUCUUUCCUGGAGUGGUUGAAGCCGUUUCAUUGCCCUUGAAACCAACCACCCCUUGUAGCCUUCUUGGAGAACAUUCCAAAGAUGCCGCAUCUGUAAGAUGCAUUUCUCCAACCAUGUUAUACGCGGCGACCACUACAUCCAUCGCUGAUCGAGUCCAGCCUUUGCAUAACGAACUGGAGACUGCAACCUUCACUGCAGUUCCACACGUGACUGACAUUACCGGUUCUCACGUGCAGGAAGCUCCUGACAUUCCAAGAUCGUUGAUCCACUUAUCUCCAAUUACAGAGGAGUGUGAUGUUGCCAAUCCACAAUCCGAGGAGCAUGCGACACUCGUUCGUGUGCAUGUAGAGACGACACACAAAGGGGUUGAAGCGCCGACGUCUCAAGAAACCGCUCGUGGACGCGACACCAAAGCCACCGUCCGAGUUGGAGAAGGGGCUGCAGAAGGUCACGUCACGGUGCCUGUGACACAUAUUUACGGCCACGUUUCCCAAUCGAGCAUCCGCUCAUCUGGGGUUUUGGCGACAUUGGAAACGAUGCACAUCCCGAAACGCAAACAGACGAACGCUCACGUGUCUGACUCAACGAUAGGCCACAUAUUGAACCCGGGCAUAGAAACCAGGGGUGACCAGAUACGGCUGCAGAUGAAGGAUGUUAUGAGAGAGAAGCGAAGCAAGGAACAUCCGUCUGAAGAUACACAUUUGGUUGAAUUGGACGCAAACGUACCAGGAGAUGUGGUGGCGGUUUUGUCAUCUGGCGAUGAGAAUGUGGAGCCGGUGACACCCACCAGUCAACAUCUGACAUCACCUGAAUUGCUGCUCAGCCAGAACGUGGCGCAGCAGUUUGAGACGCUGGCGAACAUGUACGAGGCAGACAAAUACCAGGAUGGCUUUCCCAGCAUGUCGAGUCCACCAGUGGCUCACCUUCUGCAGGCCAUGGUCCAUCACGAGAGCCACUCCCAUGCCCCAGCUGAGCUGCCCACGGGCACCGCCACCGACCACACCGCCGUGACCGCCAGCCAGCGCCUUCCCCUGCCCGUCCUUGUGAAGAGGUCCAUCAUUUCACCCAUUUUGGCUCAGAUUUCAAUUGUAAAUAAAGCAAUUGUAGAGUAUUACAUUGUAGACCUGAAUGUGAAGACUCAUUUUGAAGCAUUGAAGCAUUUUGUGUUGUUGGAAGAUGGUGAAUUUGCUCAUUCCUUGAGUGAACAGCUGUUUGCAAAGCUCGCCAGCGGGCCCAGUCCAGCGCAGCUGCUCAGCCCAAUGCCCCUCAACGCCAUGCUUGGCAAAGCACUGCAGGAGAGUCAGCACGGGGACUCGCUGCCUGUUGCCAGCCUCUCCCUGGCUGUCAAGCGGGUGCCCGACAUCUUCAAAGCAAAUGACCCCGACGCACUCAAUUGCCUGCAGCUCGGCUACAAGGUGGACUGGCCUCUUAACAUAGUGAUCACGGACAGCUGCUUGACCAAAUACAACAAGGUGUUCUCAGUGAUGCUGCAGCUGGAGAGGAUGGUUUGGACCCUCAAGGAUGUGUGGUUUCACCUCAAGAGCGGAGCCUUUGUGAAGCCGACCAUUCACUCUACUCAGUUCCACCAACUGCAGCUUUUCAGGCACGAAAUGCAGCAUUUUGUCAAGGUCAUUCAGGGUUACAUCAUGACGCAGAUCCUUCACGUGAGCUGGAGUGAGUUUCAGGCGAAUCUGAAGACUGUCAAAAACUUGGAUGACCUCCACAGAAUCCAUGCUGAAUACUUGAACACAGCAAUAUUCAGGGGUCUCCUGACAGAGAAGGCUGCGCCAGUGAUGAAUGUGAUUCGCAGCAUAUUCAGCCUCAUCCUGCGGUUCCAUACGCAGCUGGUGUCUCGGCCCUGGGAUUGCCUCCCGCACGGGGCCACACAUCCUAACUUCGCUCUCCUGAGAGAAUCCCACCAGGCUUUCAAGUAUUACUCACAUUUCCUGCACAAGGUUGUGACAAAGCUGGUGAGCCGAGGAUAUCAACCUCACCUCGAAGACUUCCUCGUACGAAUCAACUUCAACAGCUUCUAUACCGAACGGCGUGCUUCACCAUGAUGCUAAUAGUCCACUGUUGUUAAUACAUGAUAAUAGUCCAUUUCCUGUACAUAUGUCUGGACUUUGCAGUGUGCCUGCAUGGUUUUUUUCCCUCUUUCACGGUCAUCCUUUGGAAAGCCGCAUGGAGCCCCCACUGGUGUUUGUAUGAACAUUACGAGAUGGACAAAAGAUACCAGGGAAAGCAGAAUUUUGAAUCGUGGUGUAGAGAUGCAUCGAUUCAGUCCCGUUAGGAUACAUGAAUCAAAUGACAUAAGAAUUUAAUUUGUAUUCAUGUUGCUCUAAUGUGUCCACAUGACCCCCUCCAGCCCACACACUUGCUGUGAUAUUUAAUUUUACACCCCUCUGUUUUGUGACUGCGCUGUUAUCCAAUGAUGUGUGGUUGUGAUUGCCUUGUUUUAAAUUGUGGUCUAUUUAGACAUUUCAUAAAUCCAUAUUGUGAGGUUUAGCUCAAUUUAUUCCAAUCUGUUGAACAGCUGAUGCCUUGUGCUCGUAUCACAUCACAUGUAAUAUAUAUCAAUCUGUUCUUAUUCCAUGUCGUGAAAAUGCAAGUGGUCCAUAAAAAAAGUUAUGUUAGAGUUAUAAAAUAUCGUAUCCAAAGCACUGAUGGAGUAUUGUUUAAACAUUUCCAGAUGCCAUGUGGAAAACUGUAUGGGAAGGGGAACAGGGGGUGAGGGGAACAGGGGGUGAGGGGCUGGGGUCCCAGAUCCUGGACCUGGCCAACUCAACCCCAGGCUGCCCCUUGGCCCUUUGGACGCUGGCGCUCAGGGCUCAGGGCCCAAGGUCUUAACCUCAAAGUGGAUUAACAAGGACUUUAUGCAAAUUGAAGUGUAUGCAUAUUCCCUACAUGAAACAUUGUUUAGCAUUUUAAUCAGGUUAUUCACUAUUCAACAUUGGUGGUUUAUGGGGCGUUAAUCAUUUUGCAACCCUGAGCCAGUGGUGGAAAUUCCACAUUAAUAUGACGGGCACAUCUUUCCAUUGGACAACUAUUGUGUAUAUUUCCACACAGCAAUACAAUGUCCAUGACUAUAUUUUCCCUCGGGUUAAUGGCUAUACGUAAAAUUUAAGUUGUACAUUAUAGGUGGCUGAUGUGUAGACAUUCACUUUACAUCUUUGUUUACUGAAGGAUGUGGCACUCAAAUAUUUUUAAAAGCACUUGUUCAACACAGAAUUGGUGGUAACCCUCGGAAAUAUUUCGGAUUGUUAAUAAACGAUGCAUUGUA